Molecule: messenger RNA, 360 nt
Organism: Rotaria sp. Silwood2
Lineage: Eukaryota; Metazoa; Rotifera; Eurotatoria; Philodinida; Philodinidae
Source: the annotation of a GenBank genome assembly
AUGAUGCGCAUACGCUCGACUCAAAAGCAGUGUGACAGUUGGGAAUGUUCCCUCUUCGUUGUUUUACUUGAUUUUACAGCUGAUGCAUCGAUGAAAGAUGAAGGUCUUAUUCAUGAAAUUGCAAGUCGAGUUGAAAAACGUCGAAGCGAGGCUAAAUUAAAUCCAACUGAUGAUAUCAUAGUUUAUUAUUCAGUAGAAUCUGAAACAAGUGAAAUUGCUCGCGUUGUAACGAAACAACAAAAUGAAAUUGAAGCAAUUCUCAAAAAACCAUUUGCUUCGUUAAACAAUUUAACAAAUAAAGAUAAUAGUAAUGUUGUUAUUACUAAGAAACUUCCCUUAAGUUUUGCUUUUUUUAAUUGA